Molecule: messenger RNA, 828 nt
Organism: Trichoderma atroviride IMI 206040
Lineage: Eukaryota; Fungi; Ascomycota; Sordariomycetes; Hypocreales; Hypocreaceae
Biological process (GO): lipid biosynthetic process
Molecular function (GO): acyl-[acyl-carrier-protein]-UDP-N-acetylglucosamine O-acyltransferase activity
Source: RefSeq, a predicted model, not a curated record
AUGGACACACUUAUACAACCUCAAAAUACCUUUGUCCAUCCCACGAGCCUACUCGACAGCAGCUGUAUCCUCGGACACAACGUCAAAAUUGGCCCUUUUUGCCAUGUUGGAUCUAAUGUGACUAUUGGAGAUGGCACAGAGCUUGUCUCCAACGUAACGAUUCUAUCGUCAACGUCACUAGGCAAGAACUGCAAAGUAUAUCCAUAUGCUGUCUUGGGUGGACCGCCGCAAGACAAGAAGUACUCUGGUGAAAACACUGCUCUAGUCAUUGGGAACAAAACCAUCAUCAGGGAGUUUGUGUCAAUACAUAUAGGCACAGCUGACGGAGACGGUAUUACGCGUGUCGGAAACCGAUGUUAUAUAAUGACCAACGUCCACAUCGGCCACGACUGCCAGAUUGAUGACGAUGUGGUGCUCGCUACCGGAGCUGGGUUAGCUGGUCACGUCUCUGUUGGCAGAGGUGCCAUUGUUUCUGGACAAGCUGGCAUUCAUCAAUUUUGUCGGAUUGGUCAGCUGGCAUUUGUCGGCGGAGGAAGUAUGGUCACCAGGGAUGUUUUGCCUUUUUCUACCGUUAUCGGAAACAGAGCGAUGACAGUAGGCUUGAAUGAUGAAGGGUUGAGACGGCGGGAAUGGCCAUCUGAGAGGAUCUCAGUCCUGAGAACCGCGUUUGUGACCUUUCUGAAUAAGGGAGAUAAAGGUUUGGAGAGCUACUUGAAACAGUUGUCAAACUCUGUCGAUGUGCAAGUGUUGCUUGACUUUAUAAAAGGCUCAUCAAGGAAUAUUUGUCCACCAAAAGUAGAUUUGAAAGCAAAUUUGGCUAAAUUAUAG